Klebsormidium nitens is the source of this 813-nucleotide messenger RNA. The record is from the annotation of a GenBank genome assembly. Lineage: Eukaryota; Viridiplantae; Streptophyta; Klebsormidiophyceae; Klebsormidiales; Klebsormidiaceae.
AUGGACUCCAUGGAUCUAUUCGAAGCCCACUACCGCAUGGGGUUCGACCAGAACCGGAUCGGCCGCUGCUAUAUCUCCCCGAAGACAUGGUGCAUACUCAAAGAGGACGGAUUCGUCGCUCGGGGAGAGGACCCCAGGGUUUUUUUCUCGGACGGGAAGCCUUUCGUCAUGGACAACACGUGGGGCGAUGCUUCGCUCCUGGAUCAAUACAAGCGCUACGACCGUAUCAGAUUGCCCUCCACCGGGAAGAACCUCACGAUCGUACCCGACGAGGGACGCACGCUCAUGGUGGAAUGGUUCAAGCCCCUCCGCGUGCACGAGACGCGAGAUCUCGCAAAGGACAUGUGGACGCCAAAGAUCAUGAGGCACGAGAACGCCGACCUCAGCUACAGAGGAGGCACGCCCGGAUAUAGUUGCGCGGAAAAGAACCACUUUUACGGUUUCGGACAUAGGACAUCCAUGGAUGAGAAAGUCAGGCAUAGACCAUUCCUCUGGAUAUUAGAUACCGCGAAGUGGAAGGUCGUGACAUCGGAUCUAGAUAAUUGCGACUGUUUCUCCAACAACAUAGUAGAUCCCACGAGCGUGGUGGAGCAUGGGGGCAAGAGAUAUCUGGACCGCUUUCUUCUGGUUGGAAUAUCCCAGUACAUUGGCGACAUCAUUCCCUCGAAACCAGGGGUGUUUCUUCUCUACCCCGACCAGAAGAAAUCGGACAUUCUUUCCGUCCCAAAUGAUCAGCUGUUGAUCCGCAUCGAACGUGAAGUUCGCCAUACUUCCUCUCUACGAGAGGGCGCGAAAGAAUUCCUAGACUUCUAG